AGUAAUGGUAAUAUUAAUGAUGAUUUGAAAAAGAGAGAGAGAGAGAGAGAGAGAUUUCGCAGAAGGUUCCCUCGCAGCAUCAGCAUCAGCAUCGCAUCGUUGCCGGCCAUCGAACGCCAAUAGGAUUAGGAAUAGUAGUAAUAAAGAAAGAAGAAAGGUGGAUCGAAGGCUUGGUUGCUGGAUCUGCGCCUUCAGUUGAGGAAAUGGGUUCGGUAGAGGAGAAGAUAGGUCCUCAUCACUUUCCUGACGAAGACGACCACACUCCCUUCCACUCUUCUUCUCCAUCUGCUUCCAUCUCUAAAGUUCACACUUUCAAUUUCGAGACUUCCGUCGUUGAUUUCCGCAGGUCUUCCAUCUUCAACGUUACACGUAUGAGCAGGAGUGUAUAUGUCGUCUUGAUUAAAGCUAAGAUCAACAUGUUGCUUCCCUUUGGUCCACUCGCCAUUUUGCUACAUUACCUAACCGGUCACCAUGGAUGGGUCUUCUUCUUCACUUUAUUGGGUAUUACUCCUCUUGCAGAACGUCUGGGCUAUGCUACCGAGCAGCUUGCCUUCUACACAGGACCAACAGUUGGGGGUCUUCUUAACGCCACGUUUGGCAAUGCAACUGAAAUGAUUAUAUCCAUUUAUGCAUUGAAAAGCGAUAUGAUAAGGGUUGUUCAACAAUCUUUACUUGGUUCAAUCUUGUCAAAUAUGCUUCUAGUUCUUGGCUGUGCAUUCUUUACUGGCGGUCUUGCCCACUACAAAAAAGUACAGGUUUUCGAUAAGGCAGCUGCUGUUGUCAACUCUGGGCUACUCUUGAUGGCUGUAAUGGGAACACUAUUUCCUGCGGUGCUUUACUUUACUCACUCAGAACUCCAUCAAGGGAAGUCAGUCUUGUCUCUAUCAAGAUUUAGCAGCUGUGUAAUGCUAGUGGCCUAUGCAAGCUACCUUUUCUUUCAACUUAGAAGUCAGCAAAAUGUUUAUAGUCCGGUUGAUGAGGAAGGAGAUAAUGGUCAAAAUUCUGAUGAGGAGGAAGAAAUUGAAUUAACUCAAUGGGAGGCAAUAAUCUGGCUUGCUAUUUUAACAGCAUGGGUAUCUGUAUUGUCUGGAUACCUUGUAGAUGCCAUUCAGGGAGCAUCUGACUCACUGAAUAUGUCAGUGGCUUUUAUUUCUGUCAUCUUGCUUCCAAUUGUAGGGAACGCUGCAGAACAUGCCAGUGCUAUCAUGUUUGCCAUGAAGGACAAGCUUGAUAUCACUAUCGGAGUUGCUAUUGGAUCAUCUACACAGAUAUCUAUGUUUGUGAUCCCCUUCUGUGUGGUUGUUGGAUGGUGCAUGGGAAAAGAAAUGGACUUGAAUUUUCAACUCUUUGAGACUGCCACACUUUUUAUCACUGUGCUGGUAGUUGCAUUUAUGAUGCAGGAAGGAACCUCAAAUUAUUUUAAAGGCUUGAUGCUUAUUCUGUGCUAUCUUAUAGUAGCUGCCAGUUUUUUCGUACAUGUAGACCCUAAAAGUGGUGAUGACUAAAUAUUAGUGUAGGUGUGGCAGUUCUCAAUGCUGCAUUUCUUUACCAUUUUCUGUAUCAGAAAGGUAGCAAGCAGGGUUUUUGAAAGGGUUCAAGAAAAUUCUUCAACCUGCUUUCAACAUGACCUGGGAACCCCCGAAGUGAUCACGAGCAAUUUACUGUACUGAAAUUUUUUAGCCAUGUAUCAUAUUGAAUUUUGAAAGUAUGUUAUCUGUAUUAUUUUUAUCUCCAUAGUUGUCAUUCAUUCACCAUAAAAUCUUGUAGCCUUUCGGCUCUCAUAUCUCCAAUGAAUCACGUUGAAAGUAACCAAUCAUUGCAAAUCUUUCUUUCA
Molecule: messenger RNA, 1834 nt
Organism: Cajanus cajan (pigeon pea)
Lineage: Eukaryota; Viridiplantae; Streptophyta; Magnoliopsida; Fabales; Fabaceae
Product: vacuolar cation/proton exchanger 3
Biological process (GO): intracellular calcium ion homeostasis; calcium ion transmembrane transport
Cellular component (GO): plant-type vacuole membrane
Molecular function (GO): calcium:proton antiporter activity
Source: RefSeq, a predicted model, not a curated record